CUGGGCUUCUUGAGAAAGAGCUCGACCACAUGAGAGCAGGACACACAGGACUAACUCUUCACUCACCAGGGGUUGUAAUUUCUGCAGAGGAAGAAACCGGAUUAAUAUUUCCUUCGAGGAAGUGUCAUGCACAUCGCACUCAGUGACUCAUUUCAACUGAGUUUGAAAACAAAGCAGCUUUUUCUGAGGAGCCUUUUGCUUUUUGAGAAAACUUGAAACGUCUGACAGAGUCAGGUGUCAGAAUGGUUGGCAUGAAGUCUAGAGAUGUGGUGCCCUCAGCUGCCAUCAAGUUCUUCGGCGCCGGUACCGCCGCCUGCAUCGCUGACCUCGUCACCUUUCCCCUGGACACGGCCAAAGUCCGGCUGCAGAUCCAGGGUGAAUCGGAGAAAGCCGCGGGCAGCGGUGCCACCAGGUACCGCGGCGUGUUUGGAACCAUCACCACCAUGGUUCGGACCGAAGGAGCCCGCAGCCUGUACAGCGGCCUCGUGGCAGGACUGCAGAGGCAGAUGAGCUUUGCCUCGGUGAGAAUCGGACUCUACGACUCCAUGAAGCAGUUCUACACUCGAGGCACCGAGAGUGCCAGCAUCGUUGUCCGACUCAUGGCGGGAUGCACAACCGGGGCGAUGGCGGUGGCCUUUGCUCAACCGACCGACGUGGUGAAGGUGCGGUUCCAAGCUCAGGUCCGGCUGGCGGACGGUGGGAGGAGGUACAGCAGCACCCUGGAUGCCUACAAGACAAUCGCUCGGGACGAAGGCGUGCGGGGCCUCUGGAAAGGCUGCCUGCCCAACAUCACCCGCAACGCCAUCGUCAACUGCUCCGAACUGGUGACAUAUGACAUCAUCAAGGAGCUGAUCCUGAAGUAUGACCUGAUGACAGACAACCUGCCGUGCCAUUUCACCGCCGCCUUCGGUGCGGGCUUCUGCACCACCGUCGUGGCCUCUCCUGUUGAUGUGGUCAAAACCAGAUUCAUGAAUUCUGGGUCGGGUCAGUACAGCAGUGCCGUCAACUGUGCGCUCACCAUGUUGAGGAACGAAGGGCCCACCGCCUUCUAUAAAGGGUUCAUGCCCUCCUUCCUGCGCCUGGGCUCCUGGAACAUCGUCAUGUUUGUGACCUAUGAGCAGCUCAAAAGAGGGAUGAGCCGCGCGCAGCAGUACUGGGAGUCGCCGUUUUGACAGAGCCAUGGAACACCGGAGGAAGUCAAGCCUGUCGUGACACCUGAAGAGGCGCUAAAGAGCCUUCAGAGGACACCAUGAAACUAGCUGAUCGCUCAUUCUUAAAGACUCGCCACAGAGGCUGAGUGUGAUCCAAAACCAGGGACUGAAAUGUGGACUCUUUUAGAGUAUUUUUGUAAACGACAAGAUGAAUGUGAUCAAAGUCUCCACUCUAGUACAGAGCAGAAUCUUAUCUUCUCUGUAUUUUGUACUUAUCAUUACCUCACUUGAUCUUAUUCUCGCCACUUUUUGGGAGCAUCUUGAUCCCACAAAUGACAUUUUGAUGUAAAGGCUCAACCUCCAGGACCAAUGAGAGCGACAGACCCCUCCAGGAACCAUCGUCUAAAUGGAUGUUCUGGAGCUCAAGUUCCUCCUCAGGAUUUAAAAUAUCCAGCUCUGAAAACAUGUCAAUCAUUCUUACCUCGUCGUGAUUUGUGUGUGUGUGUGUGUGAAGCAAGAGUGUAAAUAGUGUGUGCAUCAGGCAACACAGUACUGGAUUAUUGCAGGUCAAUAAUACAGAAGAUUCUGCGCACAAUUAGCCGACUUAAUAAAAGUUAGGUGUAAGAACGGUUUCUGUAAGCUGCAGUUUCUCUCUGUUUACGAUGCCGAAGGUGAUGUGGCAGGUUGUGUGCUAAACACAUGGUUUGAAUGGCAUGUGCAAUGUGCUGUGUCAGGGCAUUUGAAGCAUGACUGUCGCCUCCUAUGCGUGUUUCCAUGAUAUAAUAAUAUACAGUGGAACAGUGCCAACAACAAACACCUUUUGUUAUGAUAAAACAACAUGCUAUUAUUGACUUACAAGGACGGCAGGUCAAGUAACAUUCAUUUAGAGUUGAGAACUGAGAUAUACCGCCCUCUGUUGGUGGAUAGAUGUUGUCACGCUAUAUUGCGCCUAGAGAGGAAGUCUGUCCCACAGAGUUGUCCCAUGAUGCAGGUCUGUCAUCAGGAUGGUGGCAGCCUGUCCAGGGUGUCCCCUGCUGUUUACCCAGUGUUGCAUAAAUGGUGGAAUGGUGAGCUUGUAUUUCUUAUUUUGGACAUUAGAAAUGUAA
This is a messenger RNA of Synchiropus splendidus (mandarinfish), 2257 nucleotides long. RefSeq names its product mitochondrial uncoupling protein 2-like. The record is from RefSeq and is a predicted model, not a curated record. Gene Ontology annotation, cellular component: mitochondrial membrane. Gene Ontology annotation, molecular function: oxidative phosphorylation uncoupler activity. Lineage: Eukaryota; Metazoa; Chordata; Actinopteri; Syngnathiformes; Callionymidae. Gene Ontology annotation, biological process: adaptive thermogenesis; response to cold; mitochondrial transmembrane transport. The transcript is spliced from 8 exons. Bases 243 to 1172 code for a protein of 309 amino acids.